Molecule: messenger RNA, 477 nt
Organism: Nicotiana attenuata
Lineage: Eukaryota; Viridiplantae; Streptophyta; Magnoliopsida; Solanales; Solanaceae
Exons: 1
Coding region: 1-477 (158 amino acids)
Source: RefSeq, a predicted model, not a curated record
AUGACUGGGCAAAUCGUGAUAGAGUCAUCGGCGGCGAGUGGGAGACAACUAUUGAGAACGGCGACGGCGAUGGCGAAGGAAGAGGAAAAGCGAAUAAGCGGAAGACAGCAGAAAAGGAUAGGAGAAGUGGCGGGAGGGGCGGCGGCGGAGUGUGCGAUGGUAUGUUGUUGUUGCCCAUGCGCGGUGCUGCACAUCCUUUUCCUGGCCUUAUACAAAGUUCCGACGGGACUUUGCCGGAGAGCGUGGAGGAAUAAGAAGCGGAAGAAGCUUUUGAAGAAGAGGAAAAAAAUGAUGAUGAAUGAUUCUCUCGGCGUUUACUACACAGCCGAUGAGAAGGAUUCCGAUGGAGGCGGAGAUAACGUCGGCGAUGAUCAUGACGGAGGAUCAUCGGAAACGGCGGAUUUUGAAACGGAGAUGUGGGACCGGUUUUAUGGUGCUGGAUUUGGGAGGAGCUCAUCUCAAAGGGAAGAGGAUUAA